Saccharomycodes ludwigii is the source of this 1410-nucleotide messenger RNA. It is a transcript of the gene TUB4, whose product is annotated as gamma-tubulin. The record is from RefSeq and is a predicted model, not a curated record. Gene Ontology annotation, molecular function: GTP binding; structural constituent of cytoskeleton. Gene Ontology annotation, biological process: mitotic cell cycle; mitotic sister chromatid segregation; meiotic spindle organization. Gene Ontology annotation, cellular component: nucleus; gamma-tubulin complex; microtubule. Bases 1 to 1410 code for a protein of 469 amino acids. The transcript has a single exon. Lineage: Eukaryota; Fungi; Ascomycota; Saccharomycetes; Saccharomycodales; Saccharomycodaceae.
AUGACUGGCGAAAUUGUAACACUACAAGUAGGUCAAUGUGGUAACCAAUUGGGCAAACAAUUUUGGUCCCAAUUAAUCAAAGAGCAUGGCAUGAAUAAAGAUGGAACUAGUGCAUUAAACAAUGAUGACAAGAAUUUCAUUAGGAUUGAUGAACCAAACAUUUUUUUUAGACAAAUUGAAUCUAAUAGAUAUACUCCUAGAUCUAUAUUAUUGGAUAUGGAACCUAGUUCAGUAAAUGAUGUACGAAACACUUUACCAGGGUUAUUUGAUGAUAAAAAUGUCUGGUUAUCCAAGGACAGUAUGGGGGCAGGAAAUGUUUGGGCAAAUGGUUACGAUCAUGGCCUAAAUUAUCAAGAUGAUAUAAUAAAUAUUAUAGAUAAAGAACUUGAUUCAGCAGAUAACUUUGAAGGUUUUCAACUACUCCAUUCUGUAGCUGGUGGUACUGGUUCAGGGUUAGGUUCAGAGCUACUUGAGACUUUAAGCGAUAGGUAUCAUAAGAAAUUAAUCACCACUUAUUCAGUUUUCCCCAGCACCGAGUCGGAUGUUGUUGUUCAGCCUUACAAUACAGUUUUAACUUUAAGAAGAUUAGUGGAAAAUAGUGAUGCAGCGAUAGUGUUUGACAAUAAUGCUUUGAUAGAGUUGUCCACGAGAAUUUUCCGCAAUCCAAACACAAGUUUUAGCGAAGCGAACCAACUAAUUUCAACUGUCAUGUCCUCGCUUACGAACAGUAUACGAUUCCCAGGUUAUAUGUAUAAUUCGAUGAGCAAUAUAUUCACUACCAUGGUUCCUUCUCCAAACUUACAUUUUUUGGUUCCGAGUUACACACCUUUCACAACAGAUUUUAUACCUGAAGCCAAAAAUUUUAAAAGAAAAACAGCAUAUGAUGUUAUUUUGGAUUUAUUUGAUCAAAAUAACAGUAUGUGCUGUAGAUCUAACGUUGAAUUAGCAACCCCAUCAUAUAUAGCCAUAUGGGAUUGUUUGCAAGGCACGAUUGAUCAAACUGAUUGUAUGAGAGCCAUACUUAAAGCUCAGAAAAGAAUAAAGUUUGUUCCAUGGUCUACGCCAGCAAUUAAUCUUAAUAUCGGCAAGAAAUCGCCCUACAACACUACGCCCAAUUCAAGCCAUGCGUCUGGUUUAAUGAUAGCUAAUAGCACUUCUAUUAAGACUGUUUUGGAAAAUUCGUGCAGGAAUUUUGACGUUCUAUUUAGAAGAAAUGCAUUCAUUACAAAAUUUGAAAACGGUAGGUUAUUUCAAAAUAGCUUUGAAGAGUUUAGAGCGUCAAGGGAAGUUGUUCAAAAUGUGAUUGAAGAAUAUGUUUCAGUAGAGCACGAAACAUACAUUGAUGACAUUUUAUUAGAAGAUGAGGAAAUGAUCAUGGUUGGCGAUCAUGAAAUACCAAAUGAAACAUGA